Messenger RNA from Brienomyrus brachyistius, 2925 nucleotides. RefSeq names its product dipeptidyl peptidase 4-like. NCBI's taxonomy places the organism in Eukaryota, Metazoa, Chordata, Actinopteri, Osteoglossiformes, Mormyridae. Gene Ontology annotation, biological process: proteolysis. The record is from RefSeq and is a predicted model, not a curated record. The transcript is spliced from 26 exons. Gene Ontology annotation, molecular function: dipeptidyl-peptidase activity; serine-type endopeptidase activity. The coding region runs from base 17 to 2479 and encodes 820 amino acids.
GGCCGCCUUGAAUUCAAUGGUUUCGCAAGGAAAACACAUUUUAACUCGGAGAACUUUAAUCCGACGCGGCUUCAUCCUCCCCUUUACGAGCAUAGUUAGGAUAAUAUGUAACUCGGUUUGCGGGCGGACACGCUCCUCCUGGUCACUUUUUUUCAGCGUUCAGCCGCUAUACGCCACAGAAACUCGAGAUUUUCAGCCCCGCUUUAUUUCCACCCCCGAUGCAGUUAUGCAGAAUUGGAGAAAUGCAAUUCUAGCGCUGCUGGGCGCUACCUGCGUUGUGGUCUUAAUAGCAGUGCCGACGUCAAUUUAUUUAAAUGGAGGAUCUUCAAGCGAUUCCCAGAAGACGUACACGAUUGAAGACUACUUCAACAGCAGCUUCAAUUACAAGUCAUAUAAUAUGCGGUGGAUAUCAGACAAUGAAUACCUGCACAAAACAAGCAAUGGAACUGUGUUCCGCUACAAUGUGGAAACUGGAGCAGCCAUGAGCUUCCUGCUCAAGGAAACAUUUGCAAAAGUAGAGGCCAGUGAUUAUUUAGUGUCUGCUGAUACGAAGUUUGUAUGUCUGGCGAGUAAUUACAGUAAGAUGUGGAGACAUUCAUUCACUGCUUCAUAUUCCAUCUUCAAUACAGAAACACAGAGUUUUGUCGAGACAGGCGAUAACCUGGAAAAUGUGCAGUUGUUGGUAUGGGCCCCAACUGGGAACAAACUGGCAUACGUCCAGCAAUACAACGUGCAUGUGAAGCUACAGACCACGUCGCCGGCUGUUAAGAUAACCACAGACGGGCAGGAGAACCUCAUCUUCAAUGGAAUUCCAGACUGGGUCUAUGAGGAGGAAAUGUUCUCAUCCACCAAUGCCAUGUGGUGGUCUCCUGGUGGCAGGUUCCUGGCAUAUGCCAAGUUUAAUGACACUCAAGUCCACAAUAUUGAAUAUUCUUGGUACGGAACGGGGCAGUACCCAGAAACAGUCAACAUUCCGUAUCCUAAGGCCGGUUCACCAAAUCCUGACGUAAAGCUGUUCGUUGUCGACACCGCAAAUAGCUUCACGGUGAAGGAGGUUGUUGUGCCAAGUUCAGUUGGAGAAAGUGAGCACUACCUGAGCAGUGUCAUCUGGGUCACCGAUGAACGCAUCGCCGUUCAGUGGCAGAAGAGGAGCCAGAACCACGUCACACUUCAGCUAUAUGACUUCAACGGCACAGUCUGGGUGGAGAAAGUGAAUUAUGUGGAAACAAGUGAGACUGGCUGGGUUGGGCAGUUCUCCCCAUUGCCCCCUUUCUUCACGGUGGACAAUCUCAGCUUUUACCAAGUGAUGAGCAACACCCAAGGGUACAAGCAUAUCCAUUACGUUAAUGCAAGCACGCGGGUACCCAUCACCUCAGGAGCGUGGGAGGUAAUCUACAUCUCCAGCGUGACCGCUGACGCCAUAUAUUUUGUAAGCAAUGAACACAAUCAAAUCCCGGCCCAGAGAAACCUCUACAGGGUUGCGACUGGAGGUGUAUCACAUGAGCGCCAGUGCCUCACUUGUGCCCUGGACACAGACAGAUGUCAGUACAACUCCGGGUACCUCAGCCAGAAAGCCUCCUACUACAGAAUGGAUUGUUCUGGGCCUGGUCUACCUUUAUUCACACUCAGGGAUACCAGAGGUGCCGGCUCAGAGAUCAAGGUUCUUGAGGACAACAAAGAUCUGGAGAAAAUACUGGAGAAUUUGAAAAUGCCGAGCAUGCGCCGGGACAAGAUCAGACUGGGGAAGUUUGACCUUUGGUACCAGAUGAUUUUACCACCAGAUUUCGACAAAUCAAAAAAGUACCCUCUCUUGAUUGACGUGUAUGCUGGGCCCUGUAGUCAGAAGGUCGAUUACCGGUUCAGGCUGAGCUGGGCUACGUACCUGGCCAGCACAGAAAACAUCAUAGUCGCCAGCUUCGAUGGGAGGGGAAGCGGUUACCAGGGCGACGAAAUAAUGCACUCCAUUUACAAACGGCUGGGCACGUACGAAGUGGAGGAUCAGAUAUCAGCCGCUAGGAAAUUCAUUGAGAUGGGAUUCGUAGACAAAGAGCGCGUCGCCAUUUGGGGCUGGUCUUACGGAGGCUAUGUAACUUCCAUGGUUCUGGGUGCUGGGAGCGGAGUUUUUAAGUGCGGAAUGGCUGUUGCUCCAGUAUCAAAGUGGGAAUAUUAUGACUCGAUAUACACUGAACGCUACAUGACCCUGCCUGUGGAAAACGCUGACUUUUACCGGAAUUCCACAGUCAUGGGUCGUGCCAGAAAUUUCAAAUCAGUGAAUUACCUGCUGGUUCACGGCACCGCAGAUGACAACGUGCAUUUCCAGCAGGGGGCAGCGAUCUCCGAAGCACUCGUCAACGAACAAGUGGACUUUGAGGCCAUGUGGUACACGGACAGAGACCACGGCCUUCAGGGCUCCGCCCAUCGGCACGUCUACACCCACUUGAGUCACUUCCUGCUCAAGUGCUUUGACAAAGCCAAGUAGAGCGACAACAGGCUCCGGAACGGUCCAUUCAGAUAGAGGUGGACACAGCACGUCAUGUACACAAGGGUAGAGACAGACAGACGGAUGUACUGGGGGGGUAGCUGGACCACGCUGGUGAAGGACUCUCAUCUGGUACUUACAUGUUGACUCUUAAAAACUCUGUACAUUAUAUUCACCCCAUCUCUGCCUUUUCCUGUGCAAUUAUGCCUUUUUUGUCUGUUGAUUCAGUGUGUAAAACGAGUCUUAUUGCCUGUAUUCCAAUUGGACGAAAAAGCUCCCUGACACAUUCAAACUGUUAUGGACAUGAACCAACACUUUUCAUGAUUUUCCCAUGUUCUGAUAUUUAUGUGAUGACUUAUAAACUUCAGCAAAAUGCAGACCAAAGACCAGCUGUGAUGUAUAUUUACACAGAAGACUAUGUAAGGUGUAAUAAAUUAAUGAAAUUA